Molecule: messenger RNA, 2258 nt
Organism: Chrysemys picta bellii (western painted turtle)
Lineage: Eukaryota; Metazoa; Chordata; Testudines; Emydidae
Source: RefSeq, a predicted model, not a curated record
UACCACAGGGCUGGGCUAGCAGGGGCUGCGGGUCGGGAGUGAGGGGUCCUGCGUCUGUCUGUCUGUCUGCCCAGGUCGGUGACGGACCCCCGGGACGGGAAGCGGGUCGCGCUGAAGAAGAUGCCGAACGUUUUCCAGAAUCUCGUCUCCUGCAAGCGGGUUUUUCGGGAACUCAAGAUGCUCUGUUACUUCAAACAUGAGAACGUGCUGUCGGCGCUGGAUAUUCUGCAGCCCCCCCAGAUCGACUGCUUCGAGGAGAUCUACGUGCUGACGGAGCUGAUGCAGAGCGACCUGCACAAGGUGAUCGUGUCCCCGCAGCCGCUGAGCGCCGAGCACAUCAAGGUCUUCCUCUACCAGAUCCUGCGCGGGCUGAAAUAUUUGCACUCGGCCGGCGUGCUCCAUCGGGACAUCAAGCCGGGGAACCUGCUGGUGAACAGCAACUGCGUCCUCAAGAUCUGCGACUUCGGGCUGGCGCGGCUGGAGGAGCCGGAUGAGGGGCAGCCCAUGACGCAGGAGGUGGUGACCCAGUACUACCGGGCCCCCGAGAUCCUCAUGGGCACCCCCCACUACGGCCCCCCCAUCGACCUCUGGGCCGUCGGCUGCAUCUUCGCCGAACUGCUCGGCCGGCGCAUCCUCUUCCAGGCCUCCAGCCCCAUCCAGCAGCUGGACCUGAUCACAGACCUACUCGGCACUCCCCCUCCCCAUGCCCUGCGCUCGGCCUGCGAGGGGGCCCGCGCCCACGUGCUGCGAGGGGCCCACAAACCGCCCGCGCUGUCCGUGCUGCACCUGCUGUCGGGGGAGGCGACCCACGAGGCCGUUCACCUGCUCUGCCGCCUGCUGGUCUUCGACCCCGAGCACUGGGGGUCCCCACCCCCGGACGCCGGGGUCCCACGCUGGCUCUCACAGGCGCGGCGGAUCUCGGCGCGGGAGGCGCUGGCCCACCCGUACCUGCAGGAGGGGCGACUCCGCUACCACACGUCCAUGUGCCGCUGCUGUCACAGCCUGGCCUCGGGGCGUAUCUACGCCAGCGACUUCGAGCCCCCCGCGGCCCCCCGCUUCGACGACGCCUACGAGCGGGGCCUCAGCUCCGUCUGGCAGGCCAAAGAGCUGGUUCACAGCUUCAUCCUGGAUCAGCAGAAGGGGACGCGGGUCGCCCUGUGCAUCAACCCCAACUCGGCCGCCUUCAAAACCUUCAUCCGGUCGACGGCCUGGCAUUCGUCGAAAGUUUCCAAGAAGGACGAGAGAUGAAGGCGGCUGGAGGCAGCUUUGGGGUUCGGGGUGGCCAGAAGGAAGGAGAAAGGGGGGGCGGAAACAGCCAGCCACGGCGGGACAGACCCCGAAUUGCCUACUGAAGUAGUGGGGAAAAGGCCGAGGGUCCCGGAGCUGAAAUCAAAGGGACCCCUCAAGUUCCCCCCGAACCUCCCUGCACCCCCAAACCCUCUGAGUCUGCACUGGGAAUACGGCCACCCCUGAGCCCCCCCCAACCCCCUGAGUUUGCACUGGAAAAGUUAACCCCACUGCACCCCCAAAUUCCUUUGAGCCUGCACUGGAAAUGAGACUCCCCGUCUCUCGCCUCAGCAACCCCAAAUUCCCCUGUCUCUGCACUGGAAAGAUGAGCCCCCCAAACCACCCCACAGCACCCCCAAACUCCUCGGAGUCUGCACUGUCAAUGCCCCCCUACACCUGCCCCGCCGUCCUAGUUUCCCCUGUGUCUGCUCAGGAAACAUGACCCUCCCCGGGCCCCAAAAACUUCCCCCAAGCACCCCUGAACUUCUGAGUCUGCACUAGAAACAAACCUACCUUGAGCCCCAAAUCCCUCCCACGCCCCCCCCCAAAUUUCCCUGAGGCUGCACUGGAACCAGGACCCCCCAAAUUCCCAAGUCUGCACUGUGAAUACAGCCCACCCCCCAAGUCCCCUUAACGCCCCUCUGCCUCCCCAACUCCUCAGCACUGUCCCCCUCCACCUCCCCCUCUUUCCCCAGCCCCAACAUACCCCCAACAACCCCCGGGGCCCCAUUCCAGCCCCCAACCACUGACCUCCCCUCAGGAGUCCCCCCCCAGCCAGCACCCACUCCCCACAGCGCCCCCCCGGGAGAGGCUGGGAAUUUGUAUUAAUUCACUGCUCCCCAAAUCUCCUUCCCCCCCCGAAAUUUAGGGUUUCGGUGGCUCCGGGCUCCGUCUUCGCCCCGAUUUUCCCCGCUGGUUUUUCAUUGCAAAGGGGGCAACAAAACGAAAAUACCCUGGAAACUUGAAAUGCU